AUGUUCAGGAUUCCGAUUACGGCAGAUCGCGAAUUUUACUUGGUACCAUUGUUCUUUUCUUAUUCUUUGCUGCGGUCUUUGCGUUUUGUGAGCGGAGUUGCCUCGGCUAUUUUGCUGGUAAACUAUUGGCAUUUAUUGCAAUGUUCCAUAGAAAACGUUACUCGUCAUUAUCGUGACCAUUAUUUGGCGGCAUUGUUUCGACGAGAUGUCGAAUUUAUUGAAAAAUUCAGUCCUGGACGCUUAGGACAACGAUUCAGCGAAGAAUCAUCACGAAUUGUGGAAGGCUUAGGUCCUGGCUUAGGAGUUUUGGUGCGGUCCCUAUCGAUACUUUUUUGCGGUAUUAUCAUCGGUCUUACUCGAGAUUGGUUGUUAACCCUUCUGACAUUGAUUGUGUCUCCUCUAAUCGGUUAUUUUAGCUACAAAUUCAAUAGCGUAUAUGUCGAAUACGCCGAAGUUAUGGCACGAGAACAUCAAAACGCCGAUUCUCUUGCCGAAGAGACUUUCCGCGAUAUCAAAACGGUUGCGAGUCUUGGAGCCGAGGAAAAGUUCAUCACUCGCUAUCUCAAAGUGAUCAAUACCUGCUGCAAAGAUGCUCUGCGUUGCGUCUUCCACUCCGUGCACUCCUUCGCAGCAAUGAACUUCUCAACGCAACUGGCGAACGCUCUUGUGUUUCUCUCUGCAGGAAGCAACUCUUGUCUCGUGGGAGGCGAAGUUGUGGUUGUGAUCAUGGCGAUUCUGCAGUCAUUUCCUGGAAUCGGUGGGUCUUUUUCCUCGCUGAUCAAUCUCGCCAAAUCGAGAAUGUCCGCAGCGUAUUUCCUCGAAGUCAUCGAGCAUGAAGACGUUAUGGAUUCGAGCGGAUUCAUGGGGAAAACGCCUGAAAGCAAUCGAGGCGAUAUCGUAUUCAAGAACGUGGACUUCAAGUACGCUUCACGUGACACGCAAGUGCUGAAGCAGCUCAACUUCACCAUUCACGAGAACGAAAUGAUCGGAAUCGUGGGCGAGAGUGGCAGCGGAAAGAGCACAAUCUUGAAACUCUUGAUGCGAUUGUACGCUCCGACGGCGGGAACGAUCACGUGGGACGGAGUCGAUGUGACGACGCUCUCGACGGCGUGGAUUCGCGAUCAGAUCAGCUAUGUGGCGCAGGAGCCCGUGCUGUUCAGCGGAACGAUUCGCGAGAAUCUGCUCUAUGGACGCGAGGGCUGCACCGAGGAGGAAAUGGUGGAAGCCGCGAAGCUGGUGGAGGCCGACGCGUUCAUUCGAUCGUUCCCCAAAGGGUACGACACCUAUGUGGGCGAGUUGGGAAGCUCGCUGUCCGGAGGACAGAAGCAGCGUAUUGCUAUCGCCCGCGCGCUGAUUCGAAACCCGCGAAUUCUGGUGCUGGACGAAGCGACGAGCGCGCUGGAUUCGCAGAGCGAGAAAAUCGUGCAGAACGCGAUGGAAACGAUCCGGAGAAAGAACGAAGCGAAGGGAAAGGGACUGAGCAUCGUGAUCGUGGCGCAUCGGCUGAGCAGCAUUCGAUCGUGUGAUCGCAUUGUGGUGGUGGAGGAAGGAAAGAUCGUGGAGGAAGGCGAUCAUGAAAGCUUGCUAGCGAAGGGCGGAAUCUAUGCGGGAUUGUACAAAAGCCAAGAGGAAGAAGAAAAGGAAAAGGAAGAAGAGGAAAAGGAAAAGGAAAUGAAUGGAAUAGCAGGAAAUGAAAUGGAGAUUCGCAUUGAAAAGGAGCGAACUGCUUCGAUUCAUAGUAAGAAGGAGGAUUUGGAGUAUAAAAAGGUGAACAUGCUUCAGCUUUUGCAGUUGAUCCCCCAAUACAAAUGGCUCUUCUGGACAAGUUUCAUAGGAAACAUCGUUCGAGCGAUUUACCCAACGAUCUACGCUUACUGUACAGCGAUUCUCCAGGAAUUGCUUUUCACUUCCGAUUUGAAUUUGCUCUGGGAUAAGGGAAUGAUCUGCGUGUAUAUUCUUCUCGGAUUCGGCGUCAUCAACUUCCUCGCUACCAUUUAUUACUGGGAUGCAGGCGGCAUUGUCGGCGAGCAUUUAAUCGCCAGUGUCCGCGAACACUCCUAUAAAAAAUACAUCACAAUGCCCUUAGCGUUCUUCGACGAUCCCAAUCAUCUUCCCUCCAUUCUCACAUCGAGACUGAGCAUCGAUGGACGACGCGUUCGCGAUUUGGUGGAUCGAAUGGGACCGAUCUUCGAGAACUAUUUGCUCGUGAUUAUAUCGCUGGUUGUCUGCUUCACGCCAGUGGGAAACUGGAAGUUAACGCUGGUUGCCGUGUGCAUGUCGCCGUUUUUGCUGACGGUGGAGUACAUGCAGUGGAUGAUCAUGGCGAAAGUGUCCGAUCAGAUUGAUAAGGAACUCACAGAACGAUCGGGAGAGCUGACGGAUUGCGUUCUGAACAUCCACACGGUCCAUGCCUAUAAUCUCCAAAACACUCUCAGUCAUCAACUCAUGAAGAAACUUGAGCCCACCAACAAAAAAACAACCGAGCGAUAUAUUCGCGGAGCCAUCGGACAGGGUCUUUCGCUCCUUAUGCCCUGUGCUUACGACGUCGUUGUUCUUUUAGUCGCCUUCUCCAUGCUGCAGAAGGGAGAAAUUGACUUCGCUCACAUGAUGUUUGUGUACAUGGCAAUCAACACUUGUGCAGCCACUGUCGGAUUUAACAUGGCAUACACGGCCUCCAACGACCUCGCCAAACGAUCAGCCUACAAUCUCCUCUCUGUGAUUAACAUGGAGAACGAAAACGAUGCAGCGCGCGCGAUUUCUACGAAGGCGAAGGACGGAACAAUUACUUUCAGUCAUGUGUCGUUCGCGUAUCCCACGCGGCCAGACGCUCCGGUUCUUUCGAACAUCUCUUUCUCAAUUCCCAAGGGAUCUUCUGUGGCUUUCGUGGGUCCCAGUGGGUGUGGAAAGAGUACGAUCAUUUCGCUGAUCCAGCGAAUGUACAAACCGGAGAGUGGCGAAGUGUUGAUGGACGGAGUCAAUGUGCAGAACGUCAAUUUGGACUCGUAUCGCUCGCUGCUGGGCGCGGUGAACCAAGAGCCGUGCAUGUUCAGCGGCACGAUUCGCGAGAAUUUGGUAAUGGGAGUGGAUCGUGAAGUGUCCGAAGCGGAGCUGAUGGACGCUUGCACGCAAGCGUUGUGCAUGGAUUUCAUCAAUGAAAUGGUGGAUGGAUUCGAAACGGAUCUCGGAGCGACCGGAAAGUCGGUUUCGGGAGGACAGAAACAGCGAUUGGCGUUGGCUCGCGCGAUUCUUCGAAAGCCGCACGUACUGCUGCUGGACGAAGCGACGAGCGCGCUGGACAGCGAAAACCAGGACAAGUUCUUGGAGGCAUUGGAGAAGUGGCGAUCGACGCAUCCCUGCACGGUGAUCACAGUGGCCCACCGACUGAGCACGAUCGUGGACAGCGAUGUCAUCUUUGUGGUGAGCGAAGGGAAGAUCGUGGACAGCGGAAAGCACGCGGAACUGCUGAAGAAGUGCGAGUUCUACGCAGCACUGGUCAAGGGACAGAUGGAAAGUGCCUAA
This is a messenger RNA of Blastocystis hominis, 3519 nucleotides long. RefSeq lists its product as hypothetical. The transcript has 4 exons. Lineage: Eukaryota; Bigyra; Opalinata; Blastocystidae. The record is from RefSeq and is a predicted model, not a curated record. Gene Ontology annotation, molecular function: ATP hydrolysis activity; ABC-type transporter activity; ATP binding. Gene Ontology annotation, cellular component: membrane. The coding region runs from base 1 to 3519 and encodes 1172 amino acids. Gene Ontology annotation, biological process: transmembrane transport.